UUAGCAUUUGCGCUUUGUGAGUGAUUUGCAUGUUGAUUUUUGGCAUUUGGCGUGGCAAAAUCCGGCAUGAGAAAAAUACUCUUGCGUCAUGUCUUUACCAAGUCAAAUAAUUAGAGUUCCUGAGAACAUCGAUUUUCCAAAGGAAGAGGAAAACGUACUGAAAUUCUGGAAAGACAUAGAUGCGUUUCAAACAUGUUUGAAGCAAUCAAAAAAUAAACAGAGGUACUCGUUUUAUGACGGUCCACCCUUUGCUACAGGCCUUCCCCACUACGGACAUAUUCUUGCAGGCACCAUCAAAGAUGUUGUCACAAGAUAUGCUCAUCAAAAGGGCUACCAUGUUGAGAGAAGAUUUGGAUGGGAUUGCCAUGGCCUUCCAGUAGAAUUUGAAAUUGAUAAGUCAUUGGGAAUAAAGGGACCUGAAGAUGUAGCUAAAAUGGGAAUUGAUAAAUACAAUGCAGAGUGUCGUAAAAUCGUCAUGAAAUAUGCCACUGAGUGGGAAAUGAUCAUUACAAGAAUGGGUCGGUGGAUAGAUUUUAAAAAUGACUACAAAACUCUAUACCCAUCAUUUAUGGAAUCUGUAUGGUGGGUUUUUAAGGAGCUAUAUAACAAGGGUCUAGUCUAUCAAGGUGUGAAAGUAAUGCCAUUCUCCACAGCAUGUUCUACUCCUCUUUCAAAUUUUGAGUCUGGGCAAAAUUACAAAGACGUUGUUGAUCCCACUGUCGUAAUAACUUUUCCUACUGCUGAAGGAUUUUCUUUAUUAGCAUGGACUACCACACCUUGGACACUUCCUAGUAACUUGAGUCUUUGUGUCAAUCCUAAAUUGAUUUACCUGAAAAUAAAAGAAAAAGCUACAGGAACAUUGUAUGUGUUGCAAGAAAGUAGAUUUCCAGUUAUCUUUAAAAAUGUUGAUGAUUUUGAAAUAAUUGAGAAAUUCCCAGGCGACAAAUUAAAAGGGCUAAAAUAUACUCCAAUAUUUGACUAUUUUGUUGGAAAGUGCCCCAAUGCCUACCAAGUGUUGACAGAUGCGUAUGUUACUGAUGAUUCUGGUACUGGUAUUGUACAUCAAGCUCCAUAUUUUGGUGAGGAUGAUUUUAGAGUAUGUUUAGCAAAUGGUAUCAUUACUAGAGAUCAAGAAAUAAUUUGUCCUGUAGAUUCAAGUGGGCGAUUUAUAGAACCAGUCACAGAUUUUAUAGGUCAAUAUGUUAAAGAUGCAGAUAAACAUAUAAUAGCAAAUUUAAAGGCUCGUAACAGAUUAGUGCAUUCAGGACAAGUGAAACAUAGCUAUCCAUUCUGUUGGAGGUCAGAAACACCUCUUCUAUACAAAGCAGUACCUUCUUGGUUUGUUAGAGUUGAACAAAUGAGUCAAGACCUCUUAAAAUCAAGUGAAGCCACAUAUUGGGUUCCAGAAUCUGUAAAAGAAAAAAGAUUUGGUAACUGGUUAAGAGAAGCUCGAGAUUGGGCGAUUAGCCGGAACCGUUACUGGGGUACACCAAUUCCCCUCUGGAUUUCUAGUGAUAAACAAGAAGUUAUAUGUGUUGGCAGUAUUGCUGAGUUAAGUGAACUAACAGGAAAAGAAAUUAAAGACUUACAUAGGGAGAGCAUUGAUCAUUUGGAAAUUCCCUCUUCUCGUCCAGGUCAACCACCUUUGAAAAGAGUUUCAGAAGUUUUUGACUGUUGGUUUGAAUCGGGUUCUAUGCCAUAUGCCCAGUGUCAUUAUCCCUUUGAAAAUAAAAAGGAGUUCGAAGAAGUUUUCCCUGCUAAUUUUAUUGCUGAAGGAAUUGAUCAGACUAGAGGGUGGUUUUACACAUUAAUUGUACUGUCUACUGCACUAUUCAAUAAACCACCAUUUAAAAACUUGAUUGCAAAUGGCUUAAUUCUCGCUUCUGAUGGGCAAAAAAUGUCUAAGCGUAAGAAGAAUUAUCCUGACCCUCUUGAUGUAGUUAGAAAAUAUGGUGCGGAUGCAUUAAGGCUUUACCUCAUUAAUUCCCCUGUAGUCAAGGCAGAGAACUUAAGAUUCAAAGAGGAUGGAGUAAGAGAUGUUAUUAAAGAUGUGUUUCUGCCUUGGUAUAAUGCAUUUAGAUUUUUGAUGCAAAAUGUUGAAAGGAUUAUUCAGGAAGAUAAAAUAAUAUAUAAAUUCAAUGAAAAAGCAGAAAGGGUAAAUGUCAUGGAUAAAUGGAUAACUUCAUUUACACAAUCUCUUAUCCAAUUUGUGACUAAAGAAAUGGCUGCAUAUCAUUUAUAUACUGUUGUACCAAGACUAACCAAAUUUAUUGACAACUUAACCAACUGGUAUGUAAGAAUGAAUAGAAAAAGACUAAAGGGUGAGAAUGGUGUGAAAGACUGCCAAGUAGCCCUAGAUACUUUGUUUGGUGUCUUAUAUGACAUGGUCCGUGUAAUGGCACCAUUCACUCCUUUCCUGACUGAAUUCAUGUAUAAGACAUUAAGACAGCUGCUGCCUGGUGAUUCCUUGGAAAGUGUACAUUACAACAUGAUACCAGAACCAAAACUGGAUUUAGUAGAUUCCGAUAUUGAAAGGGCUGUGGAAAGAAUGCAAACUGUAAUAGAGUUAGGCAGAGUAGUAAGGGACAGAAAAACUAUUCCAAUCAAGUAUCCUUUGCCAGAAAUGGUAAUAAUUCAUCAAGAUCAGACAUACUUAAAUGAUAUUAACUCUUUAUUAAAUUUUGUUUUGGAAGAAAUGAAUGUAAAGAGUGUUGUUUUAUCAAGUGAUAAAGAAAAGUAUGGUAUCACACUCAGAGCUGAACCAGAUCACAAGAUACUAGGUGCUCGAUUGAAAGGAGAUUUUAAAGCAGUCACUCAAGCAUUGAAAGAUCUCAACAAUGAAGAUUGUGAAAAGCUAAUUGCAAAUGGAUAUGUUGAACUAGUUGGUCAGCAUAUUGAUGUGUCAGAAGUAAGAAUAAUAUUUCAAGCUAAAGGUAAUGAACAAUAUGAGGCCCAUAGUGAUAAUGAUGUAUUAAUUCUGCUUAAUGUAACACCAGACCAAGAUAUGCUUGAUGAGGGCUUUGCAAGAGAAAUAAUUAACAGAGUCCAAAAAUUAAGAAAGAAAGCGCACCUUGUGCCUACAGAUGAAGUAGAUGUUUAUUUUUCUGUUAAUAAGACUAGUGACAUAUUAAGAAUCAUUAAAAGCCAUCGGGAGUUGAUAGAAACGACUGUGAAGGCACCAUUAAAAACAAUUGAAGAUUUGUCACCAUCUAAGCCGAUUGUAAUUCAAGAAACUCAAGAAUUAAAAGGCUCUCAGUUACAAUUGGUUAUUACUUGGAGAAAGGAUGUGGAAAUGCCAGCAAAUCCUUGGGCAAAUGUCAUUCUUCAAAACAUAUCACCAAGAUUUGGUGCUGAAACAAGUUACGGUAGUAUUCUUCUUAAAGACAAGGAUAACAAAUAUUUAAACAUAGACAAGCUAUACAAGGAAAUUGAAAUUUUGUUUGGUUUAUAUGGUAUGAAGUUUUAUUUAUGGUGUGAUGGAAAUGAAGUUAAGAAUACGGUUGACUUGAAUACUAAAGUAAUAGUUGUUUCUCCAACAAAACCAAAAAGCGUAGAUGCUGAAAAUAUACCAUAUUGCAAAUUUGUUAAUGUUGCAAAUGGAAAGAAAACUGCAACAAUGUUUUUGGAAAAUCCAAGAGGCAAAUUGACGGUCCAGAACUAACAAGCAUUAUAAUUUUAACAUUAUUAUUCAGCAUCAAUAUUUAUUGUUUAUUGUUUUAGUCCAACUUUGAAGUCUUAAAAAGCGUGUUUCAUGUGUUAUUGUUGUCUUGGUGCAAAUAUAUUUAAUUAUUGCA
Molecule: messenger RNA, 3794 nt
Organism: Pieris rapae (cabbage white)
Lineage: Eukaryota; Metazoa; Arthropoda; Insecta; Lepidoptera; Pieridae
Gene: IleRS
Product: isoleucine--tRNA ligase, cytoplasmic
Exons: 4
Coding region: 89-3661 (1190 amino acids)
Biological process (GO): isoleucyl-tRNA aminoacylation
Molecular function (GO): tRNA binding; isoleucine-tRNA ligase activity; ATP binding
Source: RefSeq, a predicted model, not a curated record